Molecule: messenger RNA, 5130 nt
Organism: Onychostoma macrolepis
Lineage: Eukaryota; Metazoa; Chordata; Actinopteri; Cypriniformes; Cyprinidae
Product: tripartite motif-containing protein 16-like
Exons: 7
Coding region: 194-1885 (563 amino acids)
Molecular function (GO): protein binding; zinc ion binding
Source: RefSeq, a predicted model, not a curated record
UUUGAAUUCAAGAGAAAUGAAACCUAAUUCAUCACUAAACGCGUACUUCAACAUCAAUACAUCCACGCCGCUGUUCUUUGGGGAAAAGCUGUAAAACUAUCUAAAAAUAUUUGAGUUGUGUUUCUGUCGAAGUAGCCCUUUUUACAGGAUAGAGGCUGAGAAUCUGUUCAUCUUUGAGAAGACUGCAAAAGAAAUGGCUGUAUCUGCAGCGUGUCAGUAUGAGGAUCAGUUCAUGUGUUCAGUCUGUUUGGAUCGGCUGAAGGAGCCGGUGACGAUUCCCUGUGGACACAGUUACUGUAUGAGCUGUAUUACUGACUGCUGGGAGCAGAAGGAGCAGGAGCCGCCGUACCACUGUCCCCAAUGCAGAGAGAGCUUCAGUCACAGACCUCUACUGAAGAAGAACACUCUGAUAGCUGAGAUGAUGGAGACGCUGCAGAAGACGUCUCUACAAACGGCUGCUGUGGAGUGUGAUGUUUGCACUACAGAGAAGAACAGAGCUGUAAAGUCCUGUCUGCAGUGCUUGGCCUCCUUCUGUCAAACUCACCUGCAGCUUCACUAUCAAUCUCCUGCGUUUAUGAAGCACAGACUAGUGGAAGCCUCCAGAAACAUUCAGGAGAACAUCUGCCUCAGUCAUGGGAAACCUCUAGAGAUUUACUGUCAGGAUGAUGGUCAAUGCAUUUGUUGCAUGUGUACUGAUAAUCAUAAAGGACACAGUGUGGUGUAUGUGGAUUCAGAAUGGGCUAGUAAAAAGGAAGAGAUAAAGGAGAUAAAUGUGGUGUGUCAAAAGCUGAUCCAGGAACGAGAGAGAGGUCAACGGCAAAUCAGUGAAGCUGUGAAGCUUCUUAAAAGUUCAGCACAAAAGGCCAUGGAGAACAUUGAGAAGGUCUUCACUGAGCUCAUCUGCUCUCUGGAGAAGAAACGCUCUGAGAUUAAAGAACAGAUCAGAGCUCAGGAGAAGACUGAGAUAGAUCGAGCCGAGGAACUUUACAAACAUCUGGAUCAAGAGCUGACAGAACUCAGAAAAAGACAAACAGAGAUUGAGACACUUCUGAUUACUGAUGAUCAGAUCCAUUGUAUGAAGAGCUGUCAGUCUGUGUGUGUUUUACCGACAUUUGAAGAUGUUCCCAGCAUCACUCAACACACUCAUCUGUCUUUUAAAAACAUUUCAAUCUCAGCGUUCAGUGAGGUUCUGGAGGACGUCUGUCAACAGCAAACAGCCAGAAUUUCUCGAGAAGUGUCAAAUGUCCAUGUUGCAAAGCCUCCAGAACCAAAGACCCAAAAUGAUUUUUUGCAGCAUUUCUGCCAACUUAACUUGGAUCCAAACACAGCACACAAAAAUCUCAAACUAUCAGAAAAGAACAGAAAAGCAUAUUCAUAUAAACUUCAGAAAUAUCCUGAUCACCCAGAGCGAUUCGAUGACUUUCGUUACAUCUUGUGUAAAGAGGGUUUGUACGGUUGCUGUUACUGGGAGGUUGAGUGCAGUGGGAAUGAAUGCGUUAUAGCAGUUUGUUACAAAGGAAUAAGUCGUAAAGGAAACAGUGAUGACUGUAGACUGGGCUUCAACAAAAAAUCAUGGAGAUUGUCCCGCUAUCAGCAGAAUUUCUGUUUCGUUCAUGAUAGUAAGCAAGCCUCAGUCCCUGCUGUCCCCUCCUCUAGAAUAGGAGUGUAUCUGGAUCACAGAGCAGGAACUUUGUCAUUCUACAGCAUCUCUGACACAAUGACUCUACUACACAGAGUCCAGACCACAUUCACUGAACCCCUCUACCCUGCAUUUGGGGUUGGACAUGGUUCAUUUAUCAGGAUAAUAGAGCAUGAGAAGUUCACAUUGACCAGUAAUAGACUGAUCCAAAAUAUAUGUGUAGGAUAUCAGAAUGAAUCAGGCUAAUUUAAGAUUCGAUCAGAACAUGGAAACAUGAGGAGCCGAAAUUCCACAGAGGCCCAAGGCAACAGGACGUCAUAAAUUAGAUCCCUAGCGCCAGCCCGUCUGAAGAAAGCCUAACCAGCAAGCCUCUUUCACAAAACAGCUUGGAACAUUAAGACAAAAGAAUACUUAUUAAUAAGUCCAACCAGGAAGGAGAUCAUCAAAUUUGGGGGCAAGUAAUCAAGAUUAAUGGCCAAAGAGACACACCGCGUGACCGUCACAUGUAAAUCUGUGAUAGAAAUCACGAGCUACAGACUUUCUUGGGCGGGUCGCCCCACCCAAGACACAGACCAGACUGAAAUUCCUUUGUUGCCUUAUGUUCUACACAGGACUACACAUAUGCACCUAAAAUCAUCUUAAAAGGACUUAUGAGCAGCUAAUCAUUUCUAUGCAUAACUCCAUAUCAUGUAUGUAACCCACACAAUUGACUAUCGUGUUAUAAUCACAUAUUGUGUAUGUCUUUUUAAUAACUAUUGAAUAGCUUAAGGAUUCAUAUUCGUGUUUGGUAUGUAUGAGUUUGAAAAAUCAUGCUUUAAACGUUUCUUCCAAUCAAUUCUUUGUCAAAUGUAUCAUAGUCUUGUUAUAGAAAUCAUGUCCAAAUUUAUGUUCUACAAGAGGGUUCGGACCAUGUGACUGACAAGAUAACAUGAUUUAUGGAUUUAUGGAAACAGUGAUACAGUGGGGCAAAAAAGUAUUUAGUCAGCCACCAAUUGUGCAAGUUCUCCCACUUAAAAAGAUGAGAGAGGCCUGUAAUUUUCAUCAUAGGUAUACCUCAACUAUGAGAGACAAAAUGAGAAAAAAAAAUCCAGAAAAUCACAUUGUAGGAUUUUUAAAGAAUUAAUUGGUAAAUUCCUCGGUAAAAUAAGUAUUUGGUCACCUACAAACAAGCAAGAUUUCUGGCUCUCACAGACCUGUAACUUCUUCUUUAAGAGGCUCCUCUGUCCUCCACUCGUUACCUGUAUUAAUGGCAUCUGUUUGAACUUGUUAUCAGUAUAAAAGACACAUGUCCACAACCUCAAAUAGUCCAACUCCAAACUCCACCAUGGCCAAGACCAAAGAGCUGUCAAAGGACACCAGAAACAAAAUUGUAGACCUGCACCAGGCUGGGAAGACUGAAUCUGCAAUAGGUAAGCAGCUUGGUGUGAAGAAAUCAACUGUGGGAGCAAUUAUUAGAAAAUGGAAGACAUACAAGACCACUGAUAAUCUCCCUCAAUCUGGGGCUCCACGCAAGAUCUCACCCCGUGGGGUCAAAAUGAUCACAAGAACUGUGAGCAAAAAUCCCAGAACCACACGGGGGGACCUAGUGAAUGACCUGCAGAGAGCUGGGACCAAAGUAACAAAGGCCUCAAAUCCUGCAGUGCCAGACGUGUCCCCCUGCUUAAGCCAGUACAUGUCCGGGCCCGUCUGAAGUUUGCUAGAGAGCAUUUGGAUGAUCCAGAAGAGGAUUGGGAGAAUGUCAUAUGGUCAGAUGAAACCAAAAUAGAACUUUUUGGUAAAAACUCAACUUGUCGUGUUUGGAGGAGAAAGAAUGCUGAGUUGCAUCCAAAGAACACCAUACCUACUGUGAAGCAUGGGGGUGGAAACAUCAUGCUUUGGGGCUGUUUUUCUGAAAAGGGACCAGGACGACUGAUCCGUGUAAACGAAAGAAUGAGUGGGGCCAUGUAUCGUGAGAUUUUGAGUGAAAACCUCCUUCCAUCAGCAAGGGCAUUGAAGAUGAAACGUGGCUGGGUCUUUCAGCAUGACAAUGAUCCCAAACACACCGCCCGAGCAACGAAGGAGUGGCUUCGUAAGAAGCAUUUCAAGGUCCUGGAGUGGCCUAGCCAGUCUCCAGAUCUCAACCCCAUCGAAAAUCUUUGGGGGGAGUUGAAAGUCCGUGUUGCCCAGCGACAGCCCCAAAACAUUACUGCUCUAGAGGAGAUCUGCAUGGAGGAAUGGGCCAAAAUACCAGCAACAAGACUUACAGAAAACGUUUGACCUCUGUCAUUGCCAACAAAGGGUAUAUAACAAAGUAUUGAGAUGAAAUUUUGUUAUUGACCAAAUACUUAUUUUCCACCAUAAUUUGGAAAUAAAUUCUUUAAAAAUCCUACAAUGUGAUUUUCUGGAUUUUUUUUUCUCAUUUUGUCUCUCAUAGUUGAGGUAUACCUAUGAUGUAAAUUACAGGCCUCUCUCAUCUUUUUAAGUGGGAGAACUUGCACAAUUGGUGGCUGACUAAAUACUUUUUUGCCCCACUGUAACUGUAAACUUGGCUUGGACAAAAUAUCAUGGAGAUUGUAUGCAUGUAAAAAAAAAACAGGUCCGUAUGCCUCCUGUCUCUAGAAUAGGAGUGUAUCUGGAUCACAGAGCAGGAACUCUGUGCUUCUACAGGAUUUCUGACACAAUGACUCUACUACACAGAGUCCAGACCUCAUUCACUGAACCACUCUACCCUGCAUUUUUUGCUGUGUUGGGUUCAUCUGUCAGGAUCAUAGAGCAGAGGGAGGUUAGAAAACACCAAAUGUAAAAACAGAAUUUAUGACAAGUUAUACCAUAAAUCAUCUCAACACAUUUAUUGAAUGGUUUUGCUCUCAUUAAUCUUGACUUGAUCUGAAAAUCAACAUUGUAUGAUUUAUUCCAUCCCAUCAGUUUUGAGGUUAAAUUGUCUUCCAUUAUGAUAAUGACCUGUAGAUUUAUUUAAUUUUGGAUACUAAAUUUUAACAUGGGAUUUGUAGUGGGAAGACAAUGACAGAACUUUUUUUUUUUUUUUUUCUGGAAAGACGUUUCAUCAGCUGAACAAUUGGUAUGUUUUAAGUCACUGUUUUAAUUUCUGUCAAAAAUGACAUAUUUUACCAUGACAUUCUUGACAUUCAAUGUUUAAUGACAUUCUUUGACGGACUGGGUGAAAGUUGCAAGCGAUCUGUAAAUCUAUUAAUUUGUAUUUUUUUUACAGACGGGUAAUAUUCGUAUGGAAGCCCCUUAAAAUAAAUAAAUAAACAAAUAAAAAGGUAAUUUCUUUAAUGCAAUUACGAGUUGUAAUUGCAUUAAACAGAUUGCUGUUCAUAGACUUCAGUUCAGCAUUCAACACUAUCAUCCCAAAUCAGCUCAUUCAUAAAUUGGCCCAGCUGGGGCUCAGCACGUCGCUGUGCAACUGGCUGUUGGACUUUCUGACCGGGAGACCUCAGGCAGUAUGGGUCGGCAGUAACACAUCCAGCACCAUCACACUGAACACAGGG